AUGCGCAGCUUACGAGUAUUGGAAUAUCAAAAUGCCACAUUAUUUUCUAAAAUUGAUCAUGAAAUUUUAACAGAAUUUAUCAUUGAUGAUUCCUCGACAGUGCUUAGUAGCUUGACCAUUGAUGGUAUAUGUUUAUCGAUUGAUAGUGGAAUUUUUCAAAUAUGUCACACAUUGAAACGUUUAACAUUAUCGGUUGAAUAUCAACAUCAUUUAUUUAUUUUAUUAGAAUAUCUACCCGAAUUAGAAUACUUGAGUAUCGGCAUCAGAGAAGGUAAAGCAGGUAAAUACGAUUACAAUUAUUCAAAAACAAAGACUCUUCAAUUAAAACUACGACAACUUAUCAUAUCUGCCAAUGAUAUUGAUUUCAAUGACUUGAAUCUUCUUCUUCGACAAUGUCAAUCGACAUUAGAAAUAUUAAAAUUGCGUUUGAAAAUUGAUUAUAUCAUUGAUGGACGAAUGUUAGAACCAUUGAAACGACCAUUGAAACAAUUUUAUUUUUAUUUUUUCUGUCAUUCGCUUGCUGAUCCGUCUGUUAAUACAGAUGAUUUGUUGUCAUCGUUUCAAACAUCUUCCUGGUUACAAGAUCAGUCUGUAAUGUUUUUUAAAAAUUCAUUUUAUCAAACUUAUACAAUCGUUUCACCACCAUAUAAUUGUCACAAUUUUAAUUGUUCAUUAACAAAUGAAUUUUUAAAUUAUCGAUUAAAUAAUCGACAUGAAGACAUGAAAAUGCCACGAAUCAAACGAAUAUUUCUAAAUGAUAAACAACAACCUAUGUAUACUAUUCGAUUUUUUACAAUGUUGCAGUCUAUCUUUAUCAAUCUUCAAAUAUUAGAAAUUGGCUCUAGUUUUCAUCUCAUGGAAAAUGAUGAUAAUAAUAAUUAUUCUUGUAAAACCGACACAAAAUUAACUACUGUUCAUACUUUGAUUAUAGUAAAUAAUCAAGAUCAUCUUAAUGUUAAACGUUUAUUUCGAUUAUUGCCGAAUCUAUACCGUCUUGUUAUUGACUAUGAUCUGUUAGUGGCUAGUAUAUAUGAUUUACAUUCGGUUGAGAGGCAAAAGAAGUGUCAGUAUCAACAAUUACAAGAAAUAUUAAUUCAUUUCCAACCGAAUCAACAUAUCGAACUGGAUGAUGAUUUUAAAAAUAGAGUAAAACUUGUAUAUGGUGAAGCUAAAAUAUUGUCAUAG
This is a messenger RNA of Adineta steineri, 1185 nucleotides long. Lineage: Eukaryota; Metazoa; Rotifera; Eurotatoria; Adinetida; Adinetidae. The record is from the annotation of a GenBank genome assembly.